Molecule: messenger RNA, 432 nt
Organism: Moesziomyces aphidis
Lineage: Eukaryota; Fungi; Basidiomycota; Ustilaginomycetes; Ustilaginales; Ustilaginaceae
Source: the annotation of a GenBank genome assembly
AUGGGCCGGAUGCCAACGUGGCCUGGCUUCCGCUCUGCUCUGACGCUCGAUAGGCACGCCAGCAGCCCACGCCAAGCAUGCGGGUUCGACUUUCAGGGUCCACUUGCGCAACGUGCUUCGGCUGUUCGAUGCCGCUCGCCUGCUGGAGCCAGAAGGCGUGCCAGAGUGCCUCGCGCCGAGCCAUGCCUGUUGCACUUUCGAUUUAUGCCGCCGGCACGCGGACCUUGCUUUCGGUUUGUUGUCCGAGUUCAAAGCUCUGCCGCGAGGAUUCAAUUCGGACCGGCCAUGUUGGAAUGGCCCGCUUUCUCGUCGAGCUGUAAAGAUCCUGCAGCCCGCAGCCGCUCUACUCCUCCCGCUCGCUUUGAAGACCGCCCGCGCCAGAAGAAGCGGGAGCUUACAGCAGUCGAGACUCCGCCGACACCCUGGAAUUGA